Messenger RNA from Neogale vison (American mink), 5864 nucleotides. Its product is annotated as serine/threonine-protein kinase ULK2. Gene Ontology annotation, molecular function: ATP binding; protein serine/threonine kinase activity. NCBI's taxonomy places the organism in Eukaryota, Metazoa, Chordata, Mammalia, Carnivora, Mustelidae. Bases 476 to 3586 code for a protein of 1036 amino acids. Gene Ontology annotation, biological process: peptidyl-serine phosphorylation; positive regulation of autophagy; autophagosome organization. The record is from RefSeq and is a predicted model, not a curated record. The transcript is spliced from 27 exons. Gene Ontology annotation, cellular component: autophagosome; cytoplasm.
GCGCGCACGGACGGUGGUUGUGCUGGUCCUAGGGCGGCGGCCGCCUCCGCAGGAGCACCCGGGGCUGAGGGGGCCGACGCGGCCGGACGAACUGGGGAUGGGGAGGACCGAGCCCCGCACCUCUCCCGGUCGCGCGUGCUGCUCCGGGGGUGCACAGUGACGGCUGCGGCGCCCCUGGCCGGGCAGCGCUGAGGCCGCUUCGCCAAGGGAGCCUUCGGCCGGCGGCGGGCCGGGCCAUGAGGAGCGGCCGGGGCCGGGCCAGGCCUCGCUGAUCCCGGCCCCGCGCGGAAGCCUUCUCCGUUUCCGCUCCGGCCUCUCGGCAUGAGUGUCCGCUUGGGCCGGGGGCCGCGGCUGCCCCAGUCCGGCGGCCCGCGGGCGCGCUCCGGGUCGGCGGGCUCGCGGUGCUGAGCCCGGCCCGCCCCGCUGCCGCUGCCCGCCCGCCCGCCCGCCCGCUGUAUGCCCCGGGGGCGCGGCCAUGGAGGUGGUGGGCGACUUCGAGUACAGCAAGAGGGACCUCGUGGGACACGGGGCCUUCGCCGUGGUCUUCCGGGGGCGGCACCGCCAGAAAACGGAUUGGGAGGUAGCUAUUAAAAGUAUUAAUAAAAAGAACUUGUCAAAAUCACAAAUACUGCUUGGGAAGGAAAUUAAGAUCUUAAAGGAACUUCAGCAUGAAAAUAUUGUAGCACUCUAUGAUGUUCAGGAAUUACCCAACUCUGUCUUUCUGGUGAUGGAGUACUGCAAUGGUGGAGACCUGGCAGAUUAUUUGCAAGCUAAAGGAACUCUCAGUGAAGAUACUAUUAGGGUGUUUCUGCAUCAGAUCGCAGCUGCCAUGCGGAUUCUGCACAGCAAAGGAAUAAUCCACAGGGAUCUCAAACCCCAGAACAUCUUGCUGUCAUAUGCGAAUCGCAGAAAAUCCACCGUCAGUGGUAUUCGCAUCAAAAUAGCGGAUUUUGGGUUUGCCCGUUACCUGCAGAGUAACAUGAUGGCUGCAACACUGUGUGGGUCCCCAAUGUACAUGGCUCCUGAAGUUAUUAUGUCUCAACAUUAUGAUGCUAAGGCAGACCUGUGGAGCAUAGGAACAGUGAUAUAUCAAUGCCUAGUUGGAAAACCACCUUUUCAGGCCAAUAGUCCUCAAGACCUCAGGAUGUUUUAUGAAAAAAACAGGAGCUUAAUGCCUAGUAUUCCCAGAGAAACAUCACCUUACUUGGCUAAUCUCCUCUUGGGUUUGCUUCAGAGAAACCAGAAAGAUAGAAUGGACUUUGAAGCAUUUUUUAGCCAUCCUUUUCUUGAACAAGUUCCAGUGAAAAAAUCCUGCCCAGUUCCAGUGCCCGUGUAUGCUGGCUCCGUCUCUGGGAGCUCCUGUGGCAGCUCUCCAUCCUGUCGCUUUGCCUCUCCACCGUCCCUUCCAGAUAUGCAGCAUAUUCAGGAAGAAAACUUAUCCUCCCCACCAUUGGGUCCUCCCAACUAUCUACAAGUGUCCAAAGAUUCUGCCAGUACUAGUAGCAAGAACUCUUCUUGUGACACGGAUGACUUUGUUUUGGUUCCACACAACAUCUCGUCAGACCACUCAUAUGAUAUGCCGAUGGGAACUGCUGGCAGACGUGCUUCAAAUGAGUUUUUGGUGUGUGGAGGUCAGUGUCAGCCCACUGUGUCGCCUCACAGUGAGACAGCACCAAUUCCAGUUCCUACUCAGAUAAGGAAUUACCAGCGCAUAGAACAGAAUCUUACAUCUCCUGCCAGCUCUGGCACAAAUCUACAUGGUUCUCCAAGAUCUGCAGUGGUACGAAGGUCCAACACCAGCCCACUGGGCUUCCUCCGGCUGGGAUCCUGCUCCCCGGCACCCGCAGACACAGUGCAGACAGUCGGACGAAGACUCUCCACUGGGUCUUCCAGGCCUUACUCACCUUCCCCUUUAGUUGGGACCAUUCCAGAGCAGCUGAGUCAGUGCUGCUGUGGGCAUCCUCAGGGUCACGAAUCCAGGAGUAGAAACUCAUCAGGUUCCCCAGUGCCACCGGCUCCGUCACCGCAGUCUAUCCUGUCGGGCGCUAGGCUGCAGAGCGCCCCGACCCUCACCGACAUCUACCAGAACAAGCAGAAACUCAGAAAGCAGCACUCGGACCCCGUGUGCCCGUCCCACGCCGGGGCUGGGUACAGCUACUCACCUCAGCCCAGUCGGCCCGGCAGCCUCGGAACCUCUCCCACCAAGCACACGGGGUCCUCUCCUCGCAGUUCCGACUGGUUCUUUAAAACUCCUUUACCAACCAUCAUUGGCUCUCCUACUAAGACCACAGCUCCUUUCAAAAUACCUAAAACACAAGCGUCUUCCAACCUGCUAGCCUUGGUGACUCGUCACGGGCCCUCUGAAGGGCAGACUAAAGACGGGAGUGACCCACGGGAGUGCCCUCAUUGUCUCCUAGCUCAAGGCGGCGAGAGGCAGAAGCCUGAGCAGCAGAACAAAGCGGUGUUUGGCAGAUCUGUCAGUGCUGGGAAAUUAUCAGACCAACAAGCGAAGAUACCUUUAGGCGGACAUCAGGGCAGCACGGACAGUUUAAAUACAGAACGACCAAUGGAUAUAGCCCCUGCAGGAGCUUGUGGUGGUGGACUGGCACCUCCUAUAGGAACAGCAGCAAGUUCCAGAGCUGUCCUGUUCACUGUAGGAUCUCCUCCACACAGUGCCACGGCCCCCACUUGUACCCAUAUGGUCCUUCGAACAAGAACAACCUCAGCUGGCUCCAGCAGCCCCGGGGGCUCCCUGUGCUCCGCCAGCGGCCGCGUGUGUGUGGGCUCCCCGCCGGGGCCCGGUUGGGGGGCUUCCCCUCCAGGAGCCGAGGCCGCUCCCAGCCUGAGAUACAUGCCAUAUGGUGCUUCACCCCCCAGCCUGGAGGGGCUCGUCACCUUUGAAGCCCCGGAGCUGCCGGAGGAGACACUGAUGGAGAGAGAACACACAGACACCUUACGCCACCUCAACGUGAUGCUGAUGUUCACGGAGUGCGUGCUGGACCUGACCGCUGUGCGAGGCGGCCACCCGGAGUUGUGCACAUCUGCUGUCUCCUUGUACCAGAUCCAGGAGAGUGUGGUCGUGGACCAGAUCAGCCAGUUGAGCAAAGACUGGGGGCGCGUGGAGCAGCUGGUGUUAUACAUGAAAGCCGCACAGCUCUUAGCAGCCUCUCUGCAUCUGGCCAAAGCCCAGAUCAAGUCCGGGAAGCUGAGCCCGUCCACGGCUGUGAAACAAGUUGUCAAAAAUCUGAAUGAACGAUACAAAUUCUGCAUCACCAUGUGCAAGAAACUUACAGAAAAGCUGAAUCGCUUCUUCUCUGACAAACAGAGAUUUAUUGAUGAAAUCAACAGCGUGACUGCAGAGAAACUCAUCUACACUUGUGCUGUAGAAAUGGUUCAGUCUGCCGCCCUGGAUGAGAUGUUUCAGCAGACCGAAGACAUCGUUUAUCGCUACCAUAAGGCAGCCCUUCUUCUGGAAGGCCUCACUAAGAUUCUCCAGGACCCUGCCGACAUCGAAAAUGUACAUAAAUAUAAAACUAGUAUUGAAAGAAGAUUGUCAGCACUCUGUUGUAGCUCUGCAACCCUGUGAGCAGCCACAGGCUCGUCCCUGGACCAGCGGUGGAACUGAGGAGAGAGGUUUGGGAUGACAGUUUGGGUUCUGUUUCCCCAGCCCCAGGAAACCCUAGUCUCCCACCUGGUGACUACCAAAGAACAAGCAUGACUUCAAAAAGGAAAACCACUCAAAAAAACUACAGACUUGUAGGAAAUCUGCCUUAUUGGAGGCGUCAGCCCUUCCCUUUUCUGUGUAGAAGCAGAAGCAGAAUAUUCCACUUGGCUCUCAGUUUGGACGGGAUCAAUAAAAUGGACAUUAGAAAUAGAAUGAUCGGUGCAGUUAUUCCUAAGGAUAAUUAAGAACGGAACAACGUAGGUGGCUCUGUAUUCAGUUCACAAGGGCAGUGUCUGAAAUUCCACGCGUUUACUGAGGUAUAAAGUAAAAAAAUAAAAUAAAAUAAAAUAAAAAUCGACAUCUCAUCCAGGCAGUGUGAUAACUGGGGUCUGUUUGUCUGAACCUGAGCACGCAUCCGUCGACAGCCCAGGAAGAGCAAGCUCGAGAACGAGCUGAGAGAAGGCUCUUGGCAGAAGUGGUGAACUCUUCCAUUUGAUUGAAUAUGGACACAUGUUCAUCUUCCAACUCUUUCAUAUUGCACUAAUUUAUUAAAACAACUGUGUAUUGGAUUUUGCAAUUUAAAACUAACUGAGGCACAAUGGACUUCUUUAAAAUAUUUUACUUGAUUAUGUUAUAUACACACACCCUUUCCAGAAUUCACAUGUAACCUCUAGUGGACUUUUCAAUGGUAAAAACUUGUGUUCGUGUGAACCUUUGCAUUUUUUUAAACUAUCCAUCUGCACAUACAGAUUUUCUCAGUGGUGUUUUUGAGUUGCUGGCCGUUUGCUUUCGGUUGUAUUUUUUAUUGUGCAUGCAGAAUGUGCAUCGAUGCCUGUGAUCUCUAGGUUUACAAAAGGCUAGGUUUAUUUGGGCAGUAUUAGAGAAAAAUACCAACUCGGGAUCCUCUCAAGAAUUUUAAAGGGCCAAAACAAGGUUGGUGACCUAAAGGCUUGUUGGUGAUGUGGAGUUUCUCCAUGAAGUUAGUGACAAAUGAGAUUUGUCUUCUCUUAGGAAGACGGGUGGCUCUUUGCAGCCUAACAUGCAUGGUUCGUGUCCGUCCUGACGGUCCACCAACAGCUGGUCACGGAGAACGCGGGCAGGUCAUGUCCCUCCAGAAAUGGUUCCUGCAUCAUGUAUGGUUUUGUUAUCUUUUCUGCACCUGCUUGAAUACUUGAAUAAACCAUUCUCCAGUUUUAAUCCUUUUAUUUUUACCCUUUUAGGUAACAUAAUCCAAACUCUGACAAAUUGCACAGAAGCUCUUUGGCAUUAAUCUAAUUUUAGGAUACUGAUGCAGACAGACAAAAACAUGGUUUUUCCUUUACUUUGACGAAGUAAUGUAAUUUUUACCUUAUUUAUCUGUAUGAAAUUCCAGCAGUUAAUUUGAACAUUUAUUUAUACAAUGUUUGUAUUUUUAGGUCUUUAAUACAGUGUUUCUACCUCUCAUUUGUAACUGCAUGCAUUCUUCUCGAAACUAGGUAAAACUGACGGAAUCGUUGUGUAAUAGCCUUUUUAUUCUUGCGUGUACAGAUGUAUAUUAAGGUAAAAUAAAACUGACAAAGUGUUUCUAGGGUAAAGCUGGGUCCAUAUUACAUGGCUUGUCAAGCCAGCUCCUUCCUCUGUGAGUCUGGAGGCUUGGGCAUCAAUGUCCUUUGUCCUGCCCCAAGAUUUCGGAUGCUUGGUGACUGUCCUGCCCGCUGCCAUGCUUGGAGGCUACACGAUGGGGUUCCCACCCUUCCCUGCAGGGCUUCCAAACACUGUUACUAGGAAUACUCUGUUUUGUAUCAUUUUUUUCAAGCAUCCCGGGCAAUUUCAUUUAUGUCCUCCUGGUUCUCACCCACAUUAUCUCAAGAGGCCCUCCAAGCAGCUGGGUUCAUUCAGGCCCCUCCGCCCCAUCCCAUCUUUUUUUUUUUUUUGAAUCAGCACAGGAUGAAACAGGUUCACCGCAAGUGAUCGGUCUGAAGUCAGGUAACUAAGGGAAGUAGGUAAGCCAUGCUUUGUGACUCCCAAGUUCGUUCUUCUCCCUCCUGUGUAACAAAGGUCCGUCCCGUGGUAGAUGCCGUGUGUGAAACUGUGACGUGUGGACGGCAGAGAGCAGACUGUAAACUCAUGAAUAAUGGUUCUGAUUCUACCCCCAUUAUCAAGGCCAAUUGUUUCCAGAGAUUUUGCCUUGACUAUAGCAAUAAUAAAUGCUUUAUGUUUC